Guillardia theta CCMP2712 is the source of this 1162-nucleotide messenger RNA. RefSeq lists its product as hypothetical. NCBI's taxonomy places the organism in Eukaryota, Cryptophyceae, Pyrenomonadales, Geminigeraceae. Bases 80 to 622 code for a protein of 180 amino acids. The record is from RefSeq and is a predicted model, not a curated record. The transcript has 6 exons. Gene Ontology annotation, molecular function: protein binding.
CACUUUUCGACGUGUCCGAGAGAAAGCGUGUCUGUCGCUGCUGGACUUUCACAAGGCGAUAAGACACACAGCGACUACAAUGAUUGUGAGGUUUGAUCCUUCACUGUCGUACUCGUCAGCCUUCGUCGCCAUGUUGUGCGAUACUGACGCCAACAUCCGACACGAGGUAGCUGAUGUGCUCAAGGGAGCCAACAGAGCAAGAGCGCCAGCACUCAUAGUUGAGCUCGGAUCUCUCUGUCAACGGCCAGGCUCCUCCAAAAUGGACGUGUCGAUAAGAACGCAAGCCUUGCAAAUCGUCACCUCACUGGCUUCAGACCGAGUGAGUGAGCAGGUGGUAAAUGUCCUCAAGUCCUGCACUGAAGAUCCAAACCCAGAGGUCAGGCACAGCGCGAUCCAAGCAUGUCAGGCUCUGGCAAGCAGAGAUUCAAACUUCUCUGAGCAAACGAUGUCGCUAGCGAUGCAGUUGCUCGACGACGGGGUUUGGUACGUUUGUCUUGAGGCGGUCAGAGUCGUGUCGCAAUGGAUGAAAGAGAAGAGCAUCAAAGAAGACAACCUUGUCAGACUCGGAGCAAACUCUCCUGUGGUUAAGGUGAAUGCGCCUUUCUUGGGAUCAGUCAGUUGACACCAUCCUCACUUGUCAUGAAGGCACUCAUGACAGCGUGGAACAAGAACUACGGGGAUGACAGCAAGCAUGUCUACGCAGCCGUCAGAGUAGCACUCAUGGACAUAUGUGACCUGCAGAAUAAGAGCAUUCUAGAUCAAGUCAUGAAUGGGCUAGUGAACGAUGACUUUGAGAUUCGAAAUUCAGCGCUCGUACUCAUUCAAUCAGCAUUUCGACAAGGCUACCCCGUCAGACCGUAUUUUUAUGAAGACUACAUGUCCCAGUCGGUCGAGCUAAUGGGUCAGGUGCUGCAGGAGUACAGCCAGCUUGACGCUGAGGAAGGAAAGCAAAUCGAGGGAGGCGAGAAUAGCAUGCGAGGAAGCGAUAUCAAUGAUGAAUCGAUCCAAGGGAAAAGGAAGACUCUGACAUCAAAGCUCGAGUGCAUUCUCGAAUGCUUGCAUCUCGUCGUUCCUCAUGGGAAUCAAACAGCGAUAGACUGCGUCAUCGCAUGCCUCCAGCAAGCAAAUCACGAUGUUCGCUCAGCUGCAAUGAAGAGUUUGC